AUGUGCUGCUUGGAUGGCGAAGGAUUUCAUACAGCUUUGAGGUCGCCCCUAACCAAAAGGCCUGCACGUCGUACUUUUAUGCGACAAAUGUUCCAAGCUCUGGUGAUCGCUGGUAUCAUUGUGGUCGUCUUUUUCUUUGGACGUGAUAUGGUAUCACCUAGCAACGUGGCUACUAUCGAUAUGGGGGAUAUAGAUUUGUUGCAAUCUUCACUAUGCAGCAACCAUAGCCAGCAGCAGCAACAGCAGCGCCUUACUACGACAACAACAUCAUCCCAAGGAGCACGACGUGUUUUAUCAGAAUACGACAUGGCUCAACAUUUGCAACCUGAAACGUCUCCCGAUCAAUUUAUCCCACCAGCAACAUGGCAACGGCAUGCUGUGCGUGGUGCUUUGUAUAUGGUGAUUCGGAAUGAGAAUUUACAAGAUGCACGAGCAGCCAUGAGGAGUGUGGAGGAUCGUUUUAACAAGCAUUAUCAAUACCCCUGGAUUUUGUUGAACAACCAAGAUUUCUCACCUACCUUUCGAAAGUUCAUCCGCAAAGUCACUGAUGCUCCUAUCUUUUUUGGCAAGACUGACAUGGCAGCAUGGGAUUAUCCUAGUUGGAUUGAUAUCCCCUUGGCUGAAAACAAGAUACUCGACAUGACGUUCCGAACCGCAUUGCAUAUGGGUGGUAGUCUCUCGUUCCGAAAGAUGCUUAGGUACCAAUCAGGUCUCUUUAUCCACCAUCCUUUAUUCCGAGACGUUGACUAUGUAUGGCGUGUGGAGCCUGGAGCAGAAUACAGCUGUGAUAUGGAAUUUGAUCCCUUUCGAUUCAUGAAGAAUCAUAACAAGACAUUGGGCUUUGCAAUUACCAUGCGAGAAUCAUAUGACUCUAUUCCCACCCUGUGGUCUACUACACGCGACUUUAUGGAGGAACAUCCGGAACAUUUACUACAAGCCAAUGAGACGAUUAUGCCAUGGAUCACGGAUGAUUUGCGUUCCGAGUACAACAUGUGCCAUAUAUGGUCAAAUUUCGAGAUUGUGGAAACGUCGUUUUUGCGUUCAAAAGCGUAUCAAGAUUACUUUUCGUACCUCGAUCGUAAAGGUGGCUUCUUUUAUGAGCGGUGGGGAGAUGCCCCAGUGCGAACACUUGCAGCAGCCAUGUUCCUUCCACGCAACAAGCUUCAGUUUUUCGAUCGAAUUGGAUAUUCCCAUUCGGUAGCCAACCAUUGCCCUGUCAACCCGGCAUUCAAUCAAAAAUGUAGUUGUGACAAGUUUGAUACAUAUGACCUUCAUCCAGAUAGCUGCACGUCCGAUUUGUUAAGUUAUAUAGAUCAAGCGACACGUGAUGAGAUGAUAUCGUUUGCGAACUCUGUAGCACAAGAAAAAGCACAGCAAUAG
Lichtheimia ornata is the source of this 1380-nucleotide messenger RNA. RefSeq lists its product as uncharacterized. The record is from RefSeq and is a predicted model, not a curated record. Bases 1 to 1380 code for a protein of 459 amino acids. Gene Ontology annotation, cellular component: membrane; Golgi apparatus. Gene Ontology annotation, biological process: protein N-linked glycosylation; cell wall mannoprotein biosynthetic process; protein O-linked glycosylation. The transcript is spliced from 5 exons. NCBI's taxonomy places the organism in Eukaryota, Fungi, Mucoromycota, Mucoromycetes, Mucorales, Lichtheimiaceae. Gene Ontology annotation, molecular function: alpha-1,2-mannosyltransferase activity.